AACAGUUGCUGGUGCCGGGUCUUACAGAAGAUUGUUUCCUCCUAAAUACAACGUGUAUUUCCAACCUCCAACACCUACGAGUAACAACAUUUAACUUUUACGUGUUGACAUAUUACUACUACAAGUCCGCGGAAAGUAGAGACUCGAUUGAGUGUGUGCAAUGGGUCGACGGAAGUCCAAAAGAAAGCCCCCUCCGAAGAAGAAGAUGACAGGAGACUUGGAGUCUCAGUUCACCUGUCCUUUCUGCAACCACGAGAAGGCUUGUGACGUCAAAAUGGAGAGGAGCAGAAAUACUGGGAUAAUAUCGUGCUCAGUCUGCCUGGAAGAGUUUCAGACCCCUAUCACCUACCUGUCAGAGCCAGUUGAUGUGUACAGUGACUGGAUAGAUGCCUGCGAAGCAGCCAAUCAGUAGCCCUGGUGAUGCCGAAUGUCUAUCGGGGGGCGGGGGGGUGGAGGAUGAUGAUGCGGCUGGUGAAUGCAGGCCCAUCAGGAUCAAGCUGGUCAAGGGACAAUUCUGAAACUUGAAUUAUUCAGUUUUCUGUAUGGUCACUUGAGUUUUACAGCUAUGUGAACAGAAGUUUUCACUGAUGAGGUCUUCGUCACUAAGUGGCUCUGAAGUGUUCCUGUUCUUUUCUGAUUUCUCCCCCUUUCUGUGUAAGCCACAACUCUAGUGUUCAGUCAUUAUGAAACGAGUUGUUACAUAAUUUGUGACAUGCAGUGAUGACUGAUUUUUUUUUCUUUGCACCUUGAAUGAGGCAUUUUAUGUUUGUUUUAUUAAUUUUAUUUGAUGGGCCUCUGAGAUGCUUUGGAUGAAAAGAAGCUCUUAAAUGUCAACCAAAAUGUGAUCUUUCUUUCAUUUUUUUGGAAACACCAAAAUAUUAUUAGCUGCUUGAAUGUUCUGUUAUGAAAGAGAAUGUGAGAAUUUAAAAACAAAUCCUAAUAUUGGUAUUUUAAUGUGAAAUGGACAGUGUCAAAAGUGUUUUGGGCAAGAGAAAUGGGAAUAUGUGGAUCUUUAAAAUCUGAAAAAAAUCACUUGUUAGAAAUUGUUCAUUACACACUAGCUGCAGGACCUAACUUUUUUUUUUUACAAAGUGUAAUCUAAUAGUGAACUCUUCCACACAUUUGAGGCAGGAUGUUACAGUUUUAUGUUCACAGUAAUAAUUACCCACAGCUCUCAGCAUCCUCUUGAUGACAGAUUUGUCACAACAUCAGAUUGUUCCACUGGAGAACGGAAAGGAAAUGUAUAAGAUUAAUCUACAGAUGCUAAGUUUAAAAGUUUUGAAUUGUUCUGAAUUUAUUCAGUCAAUAUUUUUUGGUUAAUUUUCACAAAAUUAAUUUACUUAAGGGGUAUAUUUGUCAGUAAAUAAUUUGCAAAGAGUAAAGAUAUUUUUUCUUAUUAAAGAAGCAUGAAAAUAUUUAAAUCAAGCUGUGCGAAUUUCACAAAAUUUUGAUCUUGAAAAUAAAUGAGCAAUAACACUUGAAACAAUCUAAGCUGGUGUUUACAACUAUGUCAAUUAUACAAUUAAAGAACAUGCACACUAACAUGAAAUGUGUGGAAAACCAGAACCACUCGUAAGUUUGAUUAGAGUUGUUUUCCUAUUUGUUAAAGCAGUUUUUGCACAUCACACUAGCACUGUUUAUGUCUUAUGCAGGCAGGCUGGUAUAUAUUAGCAUAAUAGUUCCAUUUUUAAUGCUUGCCCAUAAAGAGCAAAGCCAAAUGGGCUCAGAUUUCUUUUAUGUAAACAGACCUGGCCAAUGGGGCUUCACAUCACAUCGCUAAACAUUAUGAGGCGUGGCGGCCUUGUUGGGGUACAAU
Molecule: messenger RNA, 1816 nt
Organism: Cheilinus undulatus (humphead wrasse)
Lineage: Eukaryota; Metazoa; Chordata; Actinopteri; Labriformes; Labridae
Gene: elof1
Product: ELF1 homolog, elongation factor 1
Exons: 4
Coding region: 161-412 (83 amino acids)
Biological process (GO): transcription elongation by RNA polymerase II
Cellular component (GO): transcription elongation factor complex
Molecular function (GO): RNA polymerase II complex binding
Source: RefSeq, a predicted model, not a curated record